This is a messenger RNA of Sceloporus undulatus (fence lizard), 6225 nucleotides long. RefSeq names its product glutamate ionotropic receptor NMDA type subunit 3A (gene GRIN3A). Gene Ontology annotation, biological process: modulation of chemical synaptic transmission; synaptic transmission, glutamatergic; ionotropic glutamate receptor signaling pathway. Gene Ontology annotation, molecular function: NMDA glutamate receptor activity; transmitter-gated monoatomic ion channel activity involved in regulation of postsynaptic membrane potential. The transcript is spliced from 9 exons. Bases 138 to 3482 code for a protein of 1114 amino acids. Gene Ontology annotation, cellular component: postsynaptic membrane; plasma membrane. NCBI's taxonomy places the organism in Eukaryota, Metazoa, Chordata, Lepidosauria, Squamata, Phrynosomatidae. The record is from RefSeq and is a predicted model, not a curated record.
GCUUUCCCUUCUUCUUCUUCUCCUCCUCCUUCUCCUCCUCUGGGGCUGGCUCGGCCUUGGCCCCUCGGAUGGCUGGCGGCGGCGGGGGCUGAGGGGCGUCGGGGAAGUCCUCCUCCUCCUCCUGCUCGCCUCCCGGGAUGUGGAGACGGAGCCUCUGGUGGGUGCUGAGCCGGCUCGCCCUGCUGCUCCUGCCGCCCUGCGCCCUGGUCCUGGCCCGGGCGCCCCUCUCCGCCUGCCACCCGCAGCCCUGCCAGAUCCUCCGGCGCAUCGGGCACACCGUCCGCAUCGGGGCCGCCCAGCUCCAGCCCUGGACCCCUGCCUCCGCCACCAUUGCCCUCCGGGGAUCCCCACGGGAGAAUGAGGGAGCCCAGGGCCCCAGGGACUGGCAAGGGGGAAGGACGAUGGGCCUCGGGAAGCUGAGGAGCCGCUUUGAAGGCAAAGGGGACCGGGAGCCGGCGCUGCUCCUGCCCCGGGAGGCUCUGCUGCAAGCGGUGGAGCGCCUGAACGGCCUCGAGGGCCUCCUGCCCUACAACCUCUCCCUGGAGGUGGUGAUGGCCAUCGAGGCCGGGUUGGGAGACCUGCCUCUCUUGCCCUUCUCCUCCUCCUCGGCCGGGGUUGCCGCUGCUUCUUCUUCUUCUUCCCCCGGGAGCAAGGACCCGGCCUCCUUCUUGCAAAGCGUCUGCCACACGGUGGUGGUCCAGGGGGUCUCUGCCCUCCUCGCCUUCCCCCAGAGCCGGAGCGAGAUGCUGGAGGUGGACCUGGUGGCCGGCGCCCUCCACAUCCCGGCCAUCAGCAUCGUCCUCCAGGAGUUCCCUCGGAAGAGCCAGAACCCCCUUCACCUACAAUUGAGUUUAGAACGCUCAUUGAGCUUUGAUGCUGAUGUCACUUUCUCAAUCUUGGCCUUGAACAACUGGUAUAAUUUUAGUUUGAUGGUAUGCCAGGAAGAAUGGAACAUCACUGAUUUUCUCUUCCUCACACAGCAAAGCUCCAAAUUUCAUUUGGGAUCCAUUAUAAAUAUCACAGGAAACCUCACAUCAACCAGUGACCUCUUGACCUACUUGCAAGUUCAUCUGGAGAACAUUAAGGAUACAACAUCAACUGUGGUGAUGUUUGGGUGUGACAUGGAAAGCACAAGGAGGAUUUUUGAGAUAACCACCCAGUUUGGGGUGAUGCCUCCUGAACUUCAUUGGAUUCUUGGGGAUUCACACAAUGUGGAAGAGCUGAGGACAGAAGGCUUGCCAUUGGGUCUCAUAGCUCAUGGGAAAACAACACAGUCUUUUUUUGAAGACUACGUCCAGGAUGCAAUGGAGUUGGUAGCUAGAGCUGUGGCUUCAGCUACAAUGAUCCAGCCAGAAUUGGCACUUAUUCCGAGUACAACAAAUUGUUUGAACACAGAGGGAAAAAAUCUCACUUCAGGACAGUAUUUAUCAAAAUUUUUAGCCAACACCACUUUUCAUGGGCUUAGCGGCCACAUUAAAGUAAAAGGAUCUUCCAUCAUCAGCUCUGAAAACAACUUCUUCAUUUGGAAUCUGCAGCAUGAUCCUGUGGGCAACCCAAUGUGGACCCGCUUGGGGAGCUGGCAAGAAGGCAAGAUCAUCAUGGAUUAUGGGAUCUGGCCAGAGCAGGCUCAGAGGCACAAGAAUCACAACCAGCAUCCUACCCGGCUACAUCUGAGGGUGGUGACCCUCAUUGAACAUCCGUUUGUGUUUACAAGGGCUGUGGAUGAUGAAGGCUUGUGCCCAGCAGGUCAGCUGUGUCUGGACCCCUUGACCAAUGAUUCUGCUGUGCUGGAUACUCUCUUUGAAAACCUGCAAGGGGGCAAUGACACAGUGCCCACCAAGUUCAAGCAGUGCUGCUAUGGCUACUGCAUAGAUCUGUUGGAAAAACUGGCUGAAGAUAUGAACUUUGAUUUUGACUUGUAUAUUGUUGGUGAUGGGAAAUACGGGGCAUGGAAAAAUGGCCAGUGGACGGGCCUUGUGGGUGACCUCCUGGCUGGCACUGCCCACAUGGCCGUGACAUCAUUCAGCAUCAACACAGCCCGUAGCCAGGUGAUUGAUUUCACCAGCCCCUUCUUUUCUACCAGCUUGGGCAUCCUGGUGAGAACCAAAGACACAGCGGCUCCUAUUGGAGCCUUUAUGUGGCCACUCCACUGGACCAUGUGGCUGGGAAUCUUUGUGGCCCUGCACAUCACUGCAAUCUUUCUCACCCUGUAUGAAUGGACAAGCCCCUUUGGCAUGACCCCAAAGGGAAGAAACAGGGAUAAAGUUUUCUCUUUCUCCUCUGCCUUGAACGUCUGUUAUGCCAUCUUGUUUGGUAGAACAGCCGCCAUAAAACCCCCCAAGUGCUGGACUGGAAGGUUUCUCAUGAACCUCUGGGCCAUUUUUUGUUUAUUUUGCCUGUCAACAUACACAGCUAAUCUGGCUGCCGUCAUGGUGGGAGAGAAAAUCUAUGAAGAGCUGUCUGGAAUACAUGACCCCAAGCUACACCACCCUUCACAGGGGUUUCGCUUUGGAACUGUGCGAGAAAGCAGUGCUGAGGAUUAUUUCAAGCAAAGCUUCCCUGAUAUGCAUGAAUACAUGAAAAGGUUCAAUGUGCCUGCAACUCCAGAUGGAGUGGAUUACCUGAAGCAAGAUCCAGAGAAAUUAGAUGCCUUCAUCAUGGACAAAGCACUCCUGGAUUAUGAAGUAUCAAUAGAUGCUGACUGCAAACUUUUGACCGUGGGGAAACCAUUUGCUAUUGAAGGGUAUGGUAUUGGCCUUCCUCCAAACUCUCCACUAACCUCAAAUAUCUCAGAACUGAUCAGCCAGUAUAAAUCUCAUGGCUUCAUGGAUGUCUUACAUGACAAGUGGUACAAAGUAGUGCCCUGUGGGAAAAGAAGCUUUGCUGUGACAGAGACGCUGCAGAUGGGCAUCAAGCACUUUUCUGGACUCUUUGUGAUGUUGUGCAUUGGAUUUGGCUUGUCUAUUCUAACUACAAUUGGAGAACAUAUUGUAUACAGGCUGGUAAUCCCACGGAUAAAAAAGAAAUCCAAGAUGAAAUAUUGGCUCCAUACAAGUCAGAGAUUGCACCGUGCCCUAAAUAGUUCGUUUAUUGAAGACAAACACCAGCCUACAGCAAAGCGAGUAGAAAAGAGGUCCAAUGCAGAAAACAGUGAGCAUUCUGUAUGGAAUACAGCCAGCCCAGGCAACUGCCAUCAGAGGAAAUAUAUCUGCAGUGAGGAAAGGCAGAAUGAAGUAGUCCUCAAGCAACAGCAGCAACAGGAGCAAGAGAUCCCUCUUCCCCCACUGAAGAGAGACUCUCCAGAAUCGCUGACCACAAAUGGGAAAGCAAACACUGUUAACGUUGCUAGGAACUCAGUGAUCCAAGAACUCUCAGAAUUGGAGAAGCAGAUUCAAGUGAUCAAGCAGGAACUACAGCUGGCCAUGAACAGGAAACUGGAGCUGGAAGAGUUUCAGAGGACAAACAGGACUGCGGAGUCUUAAGUGGCCACUUUCCAGUCUCUCCCACUUACCCCUACCGUGUAACAAUUCCAAAUGCACUUCUUGGGGUAAUGCCAGUAAAAGGCACUGCAAUCAGCAAGCAAUACUUCCUUCAGUUGACAGCAGCUUCCUUCCAACAACAAAAUGGUGGAAGGUAGCAGUGUUCCUGGUUUCUGGUUGUGAGACCAUUUCAAAGGAGAAACAGACUUCUCAUAAGAAGUUUUAGUUUACUAGAAGGACUGACCUCAGGCUGCAGCAAACUCUGAACCACCAGGCCAUGUGGUUCCUGUUUUUCUUCUCACCACACACUCAAAAUGGAAACUCUACUUUUUAGCCCUUCUCUGUGCAUUAAUUAAAAAAGUGAAAGAGACUUAAAGCAGUGAUUCAGAAUCACACAUCUUGGUGGUAUUUUAUUUGGAUUUUCCUAUCCGAAGUUGUUUUGGCCUACCUAGGAAAAUAGAUCCUUACACAUGGAAGCACACAAGAUCCUGUGUGUGCUCUUCUUCUCCAUUAUUCUCAUUAGCCAGCCUAAGCAAUGGUAACAGAUGUUCCUCUAAAAGAUCAGAUGCGAGGGUUAAUGUCAACUAUAAAUAAAUGCUUCUGUUAUUGAAAGAACUCAGCGUUGACCUAGACCAGAAGCUGAGAAUGGCACUACACUUGUGCAAGCCCUGGCUGCAUAAGUGGUUGUCCCUUUGCAAAGCUUGUUCAAGGAGGCAUCUGAUAUCUCCUUGCACAAGUUGUUGGGGGCUUUUUUGUUUGUUUUUUGUCCUCUUACAUGGUGAUUAGACAUAGCUCUAUUACCACCACCCAAAUUAAACCAAAACAGCUACUUAUUGGCCCUUAAGGGAUGGGUAGGGAAGAAGCUUCCAGUAGAGCUGCCUUCACAGCUGGGUGCCUCCAUCCUCCCCAUCCUAACCCCUGCACAAGCCCAAAGAUCCACCAUAAAUAUGAUGGCAAGACUCUUCACCCUCCUUGCAUUAUUUUGGAUCUUUGAUUCAAGCAUGAGAUGGUAGCAUUCUUGACUGCCACUUUGGAUUGCAAACAGGGGAGUCCUGUUUUUGAAUGCUCCACCUUUGCAAAACUAGCCCUUCAAAAACACUCCUUCAGUUGUUAAACACUUGCUCUUGGAUACAUUAGAUACACAAAGGUAAUCUUCUAUGCAGGAAAACAUUGAAAAUAUGGCUUUCUGCCACCAUCUUUAAUGUCAGGGACAUUACUGACAUUCUGGAUAAUGUAUAUAAAACUGUUCUCAGCAAUCAGAUACAGCAGGUAUAGGAAAUGUGCGGCUUUCCAGAUGUUUUUGGACUUUAACUCCCACCAGUGCUAACCAGCACAGCCAAUGCUGAGGGGGAAUGGGAACUGCAAUCUGGCAACAUCUAGAAGGUCACACAUCUGCCAUCCUGGACAUUUAGUGUUGCAUUUCCUUACACAAUUCUGCUCUUUUGCUAUUUCUUUGAAUCAACUGCCAGGGCAGGACCCAGCUCUACCCUCCAGUUCUUUAGACUAAAUCCACCAUUAGUCAAAACUAGAACAGAUCCAUUGAAAAGAGUUGGAAUUAUCAGUCUCAACCCGAGAGGACCUCUUGAAAUGAAUGGGACUUUCAUUCAAUGCAUAUGUAAUGCAAAUUCCAUUGAAUUCAAUAGAGCUAAUUUAGAGGGAAACUCAUUGGAUUUAGCUUUUUGCCUUUAAAAAUAAUCCCAUGGUUGCCCUUAGCAGGUUCUGUGGCCCUGCAAUUCCAUUUUCAACAAAAAUAUGUUUUUAAAAGCAUUUCUAAAGGUACAGACAGUUUAUCUAUGGUAGCAUUUUAAGAUGUUUCCUGUUACCAGAGUUUUAUGAUAUAUAUACAUACAUAUACAUUAUAGAUAUAUAUAUAUAGAUAUAUAUUUGGCCUAAGAUUCCUCAUCAUGAUCUCAGAACCUGUUGUUUUAUGCUAGUGAUGGGGAACCUCUGGUCCAAGGUUGGCCAAAAGUCAACACUAUGGCUUAAUGUUUUUGAAACGCAGUGGUAUCCUUCAGUGAAAUGUGUUGUGUAAGUUGCCGGUGGUGGCUUGGCUCUCCAAUUGUAAAUGUCUGUUCUUGAUGCGGGUGCUAUGCAAGCAGUAGGUGAAACAAUGUAUGGCAUACAAUCAACUGGCAAACCAUUCCACCCAACACAUGCCCACCGCCCACCCCAUCUAUACAAGCAAAUUAGUACUGCCAGUAUGGCCUAAUUUACAUGCCAUUUUACUUGUGUGGUCCCAGUUUCCUUGAGCACUCUCAUGCUAUUCCAGGUGAUGUCUGUUUCUUCUCCCACAUAAUCCAGCUGAGUUAUGCACUUAUCAGCCAAACCAAUGGUACGUAUCUUAUUAAGGGAUGUGCUGCCAACAUGGAAGGCAACCAUGGAAUCCAACCUAACCAUAGGACUGGAUAGGGAUGGGGAACUUUCUUGGCCCAACGUUCAUUCCCCCCCCCCCCCAAAUCUGAAGUUCUUUCCAAUUCAAGAUACAGAAGUGUAUGUUAAGUUUUAAUGAAUUCUUCAGAAAACAAAAUGGAGUAGAAUUCUCCAUCUACACUGGCUAAAUUCCAUUGGUACCAUGAUUACCAAAACAGGGCAAUAUUGUAUUUGCCUGCUUUGCUGCUAAUUGAAGAUAUGGUCUCCAAGCAAAUGAAGAGGUGACAACCCUAAUAUGACUGAACACCACCCAUUUUAAGUGUUAAAAUACUCAAAGUCCUGGGCCAGGAGAGCCAAACUGUUCAGUUUUUUCUCC